Messenger RNA from Ornithodoros turicata, 4090 nucleotides. Its product is annotated as probable phosphorylase b kinase regulatory subunit alpha. Gene Ontology annotation, biological process: glycogen metabolic process. NCBI's taxonomy places the organism in Eukaryota, Metazoa, Arthropoda, Arachnida, Ixodida, Argasidae. Gene Ontology annotation, molecular function: calmodulin binding. The record is from RefSeq and is a predicted model, not a curated record. Gene Ontology annotation, cellular component: phosphorylase kinase complex. The transcript has 35 exons. Bases 411 to 4040 code for a protein of 1209 amino acids.
CCGGGAAGGGACAGCGGACAGCGGAGCGGCGCGUACAGCAAAUAUGGCAGACUAGUAACUUGCUCACGAAAGUGUAAUUUGAGCUGGAAGAAAGUACAGAAUAUUGUAUGGCAACAGAAAAAAGUAGUACAUAAGCGCACAUAUGAAGUCCGCCACACAGCAGCAAGUGUCUGAAACAUGGCGACGUGACAGUUUGUGAGAAAUCCACAUGGAGCAGAGGGGAGGACAAUCAUGUUUCUAAAUCGAAGGGUCGUAUAUUGUGCUGCUUCCGCAUCCCAAACUCAUCGCGGGUAAAGCACAAUGGGUUCAUGUGCAGUGGCAACAGUGCGUGUUGGUACGUCCUGUUUACUCCACCUCAUGGAAGCAUGAACGAAGUGUAUGGACUGUGAUCGUCUGCACUACAAUUCAUCAUGAGGAGCCGGAGAAACUCGGGCGUGCGGCUCGAUUACUACCAACGUUUGGUCUGCAAGACAAUAUUAGAGCACCAGGAUCCUGUCACGGGUCUUAUUCCAUCACACAAACAAGAGGAUCAUGCAUGGGUCCGCGACAAUGUCUACUCCAUCCUGGCAGUCUGGGCGUUAUCCAUGGCUUACAAAAAGAACGCAGAUCUUGAUGAAGAUAGGGCUAAGACUUAUGAGCUGGAACAGGCAUGUGUGAAAAUGAUGCGUGGACUCCUUAUGGCCAUGAUGCGUCAGAAGGAGAAGGUAGAGAAAUUCAAGCUAAGCCAGAGCCCUGCCGAUUCCCUCCAUGCCAAGUACAGCUCUCAGACUGCAGCUACGGUAGUUGGGGACAAACAGUGGGGUCAUCUGCAGUUAGAUGCCACUUCUCUCUACCUCCUCAUACUUGCUCAAAUGACAGCGUCAGGUAUCCAAAUCAUAUUCAACACGGAUGAAGUUGUGUUUGUUCAAAACUUAGUGUUUUAUAUUGAAGCCACCUACUGCAUACCAGACUAUGGAAUUUGGGAACGAGGAGAUAAGACAAACCAUGGCCUACCAGAACUUAAUUCUAGUUCCAUUGGAAUGGCCAAGGCAGCUCUUCAAGCAUUGGAUGACUUGGACCUAUUCGGUGGCAAGGGUGGCCCCUUUUCAGUAAUUCACGUCAUGGCUGACGAAGCCCAGAAAUGCAAUGCAGUACUACAGUCAAUGUUGCCUAGGGAGUCAAAUUCAAAGGAGCUGGAUGCUGCCCUGCUGUCGAUAAUAGGAUAUCCUGCGUUUGCUGUUGCUGAACCUGAGCUAAUCAAGCUGACUCGUGAUAGUAUUUUGGAUAAAUUAAGGGGCAACUACGGUUGCAAGAGGUUCCUGCGAGAUGGGCAUAAGACUGCAAAGGAGGACCCUAGUCGUCUGUACUAUGAGUCGUGGGAGCUCCAUUUGUUUGAAAACAUAGAGUGCGAAUGGCCAUUGUUUUUGUGCUACCUAGUCAUAGAUGCCUGCUUCAGAGGUGAACGGUUGGAGGUUGAAGAAUACUCAGAAGCCUUGGAUCAGCUUCUUGUGCGAACUGAGGAUGGCUUAAAACUAGUACCUGAGAUGUAUGCUGUUCCUCAUGACAAAGUUGAACUGGAAUACAAGCAUCCACACAGCCAGGCACGUGUUCAUGUUGGGAUGACGCCAUUCAUGUGGGCUCAGUCUUUGUUUAUCAUUGGGCGAUUGCUUCAAGAGGGUUUCAUUGUUCCUGGAGAAUUGGAUCCCUUGAACCGGCGGUUGGCUUCCGAAAAAAAGCCAGAUAUUGUUGUACAAGUGGUGGUGCUAGCUGAAGAUUGUGUGAUUCAGGAACGGCUGAUGCAUCAUGAAAUCUUUGUGCAAACCAUUCAUGAAGUGCCAGACUUCGAGGUUCUUCCUGCACGCGUCCUAGGGCGCAUUUACACGUACCUAGGAAGGAAUGCCAAACUAGGCCUGAACGGACGCCAGUCGAGAGACGUGGGAAUUCUUAGUACAAGUAAAAUGUACUUAUUCAAGGAUUCCCUCCUGGUGUUCACUCCUCAGUUUGUGGACCAGCACCGUUUCUACCUCGCUUCAGACACUGACUUAUUGAUGGACACAUUCAAGACGGAAGUGGCUUACCUAAAAACGGCAUGGCACAUGCUUGGGAGGCCCACUGUUGUCUUGCCUCUAUCUCAGGACUUGCUUCAGGAUGGAAAGAUCCCGUCAGAAGUGGUGGCCACAAUCAAAAAGCUCAAGAGCGGCUACACCACAGGAACAAGAGUGAUACUGGGUACGCUGGAAGAUUUUGUUAGUACAUCCUGCAUUACAAGCCUCAGCUUUGUUGGGAACCAAGAAUCUGGACAUCCUGAACGUGUACCUGGUGAGCUGAGGGAAUACUUGAACAGAGAAUUCAGCAAGAAGGAGCUCAGAAGGGAGUCCAUAUUCAUGAGAAGGCAGUCAGUUGUAGGAAGGAGGCCCUCUGUUGGUUGCCGUGGCAAACUGGGCAUAGCGGGUCUUGUGAGAAGGUCACGAUCCAUCUACGUCGACACGUUCCUCGCUGGCGAUCACCCAUCUACCCCCACUGACCUUCUGCACUCAUCAGGGUCUCACCCGGGCGAGCUGGAAAGCCCCUCACCUGCGUAUGACUCCGAUGAGGAGGAAGUAGUCUGUGGCCUUAUGGGAGACGGCGCUGCAAUAGGCCCAGGGCUCUCAGACCUGCAGCUUGAGAAUGUCUCCGAGACAGAGCUCCUCACGUUACUGAACGAAAGCGAUUCCCUAGAAGAACACGGGGAUAUUUUGCACUGCCUGGUACUUAACAAGGGAUUGAAAUGGGACACUGAGCUUGGAGAUGGCAACCGUGUAAUCACUGUCAGACAUUUGUUAAAGGACCUUUAUGAAAAGGCAUGUAAAGAGAAGAAAUGGAGUCUUGUAAGACAUGCCGCGGGCCUUCUGGGAAAGAAAGUGGAAGAUCUCGCAAAGGCUGUCACAGAUCUCCUGGUCAGACAAAAGCAAGUCACGAUCGGAAUGCCACCUCUGAAUGAGUACACCAUUACGCGACCCCAACCAUCGAAACAGCUGCGCAUAAUAAUUUACAAUGUCCACGGUGGUGAUAAGAGCGCCGCCAUGCUGACUCAAGUAAGGCUACCCCCUGUGGUGCAAAAGCUUCUUGCAUGUCUCACGGAGCUUUUGGUGUACCUAUCAAUGUUCAUACGUACAGAACCAGACCUCUUUCAUGAAAUGCUGCGACUUCGUGUUGGACUCAUCAUUCAGGUCAUGGUUUCGGAACUUGGCCGUUCUCUCAAGUGUACAGCUGAUGAAUCAUCAGAGUACCUCCUUAGCAUGAGUCCUUUUGAGAUGAAGACCCUUUUACACCACAUACUUAGUGGAAAGGAAUUCAUGAUGUGUAAUGAUGCCGCUGGUGUUGUUGCCAUUCAGGGAAGCAAGAUUAACAAGCAUGAAACAGGAAACGAGUUUGUCAAGUCAACAAAGCGGCAAGACGAAGUCUUUGAUCGCCAGGGGCAGUGGAUGCGCAGGAGACGCCUUGACGGUGCUUUAAAUCGGGUUCCCAGGGGGUUCUACCCGAAGGCGUGGUGUCUGCUGCAUCGUUGCACGGGGCUGUCGAUAGAGGGCAAAAUGUUGUCUCAGCAGCUGACUCGUGAGAUGACUUCUGGAGAGCUAAAGUUUGCACUCGAGUUCGAACACGUUCUCAACAGCAUCCCUCAACCGGAGUACCGUCAGCUGAUGGUGGAGGCCAUAAUGGUGCUGACACUGAUAGCUGAGCAUGAUGUUGUCCCCUUCAUAAACAAAGUGCUGAGUGUGGACACCUUGGUGCAGCAUGCCCAUCACAUAUUCCUACAGGAUCAGACAAACUGUAAUGGUGAUGCAACCCUUUGCUGUGCGUCUGAGGGCGUUGCCAAAGUAAGCUGCAACAAGGUUGCCAACAUCUGCCAGCAUUUUUAUGACAGUGCUCCAAGCGGAUGCUACGGCACCAUGACUUACCUUAUGUUGUGUGUUGCCUUCUGGUCUUUGGUACCCCAACACCCCUUCCUCUGUGCUUCUAUGUACAGUAUUCUGAGUAGUCAAGGUAAAAAAAUAUAUCAUAUAUGUACUAGACUCAUUUGAACGCAUCAGCUGUUGAGUGACGUAGUGGAAAGUAAAAGGCACUAUGUGUA